AUGAAGAAGAAAACAGAGGAAGUUGUCAUCGAUGGAUGUCCCAGAAAACCUCCUAGAUCCAGAAAGAGGAAAAGCUCAUAUGACAAUAACGACACCUGCAAUGGAAAAUCUGUAAAGUGUAGUAGCCCAGAAACCACGGAAGAUGAGUUAUCAAAUGAUGAAUCAAGUUGUUCUAGAGACAAACCUUCAGGAUGUGUUCAGCCUCAACCGGAAUUCGCAGAGGUUAGAUCCAAGAAUCCACGAAAGCCGUGUGUCCAAGCUGAAACUAAGAAACAACCAAAAUCGACAAAAGGAACCAGAGGGAGGAAAGUGAAAACAAAGGAACCAUUAAAACUUGAAUAUAAUGAUGAGGGUGAUAUGACAUAUCGUUGCACUCACUGUGAUGCUAAGUUUUGGUAUGGUGAACGUAUCAACAAGAAGAAGAGGUCACGCAAUCCAGUCUUCACGCUUUGCUGUAUGCAGGGACAAGUAACGUUGCCGUUGCUAAAGGAUCCUCCUCCUGAAAUUAAAAAUUUGAUUUAUGGAGAUGAUGAAUUAAGCCGACAUUAUCAGAAGCACAUCAGGCCUUACAGCAUGCUUUUUUCCUUCACUUCAAUGGGUGGAAGAGUUGAUCGUUCUGUAAAAAAAGGGAGGGGUCCACAAAUGUUUCAGUUGCACGGAGAGAAUUACCAUUUAAUGGGCAGCAUGAUUCCACAACCUGGAGAUUAUGCAAAAUUCUAUCAGAUGUAUAUUGUUGACAUGGAGAAUGAGAUCGAAAAUAGACUCACUUUCCUCAGCAAGGCUAAAAAUGCUAAAGAAUCAACUAAGAAGAACCGACUACGGAAGGAAAUCAUUGAAUUGUUCGUCAAGGUCUUAGAUGAGCACAACCCGUACGUGAAGACUUUUCGGUCUGCAAGAGAGAGAUUCAACACUGACCCUGAGCACAGUUUUCACAUGAGGAUUAUAAGUGAUCGUGUUACUGAUGGAAGAACUUACAACACUCCUACGGCUUCUGAGGUUGCUGCAAUCAUUCCCGGAGAUUUCAAUUUUGACAUGGGGAAGAACCGUGAUAUAAUCCUACAAAAACAAUCCGGAAAGCUGAGGCGUAUUAGCGAGAUUCAUCCGUCGUAUAUCCCACUACAAUAUCCUACGUGUUUUGUUUAUGGAGAAGAUGGUUUCAGGCUUGGAAUUAAGAAAGCAGAUUCAGUUUACGGGAAAAAAAAUAAGAAGGAAAACAUCUCUGUUAGACAGUUUUUUGCUUUCCGUCUAUUUGAAAGAACAAAAGAGUCUAACCAUCUCUUACACUCGAGGAGGCUGUUUCAGCAGUACUUGGUCGAUACCUACACCAUGAUUGAGACUAACAGGCUUACCUAUCUGCGGAUGAACCAGACAAGCUUGAGAUCAGACAGUUAUGACUCAAUCAAACAAGCUGAAGACGCAGGUGUCAUUGAAAUGGAGGAACAAGGUAAUAAGUUUUACUUGCCUGCGUCUUUCACUGGAGGACUGAUGUCUUUUGGAGCAUUCUGGAGCAUAUGGGACAUGAGGAGCAUGGAGGGACUUGGCACAUGGAAGCAGCUCAACUGGAUACGCAAAGGAAGAAGGGAGAAGCCAUCUUGA
Molecule: messenger RNA, 1596 nt
Organism: Microthlaspi erraticum
Lineage: Eukaryota; Viridiplantae; Streptophyta; Magnoliopsida; Brassicales; Brassicaceae
Source: the annotation of a GenBank genome assembly